Chondrus crispus (carragheen) is the source of this 138-nucleotide messenger RNA. RefSeq lists its product as hypothetical. The record is from RefSeq and is a predicted model, not a curated record. Lineage: Eukaryota; Rhodophyta; Florideophyceae; Gigartinales; Gigartinaceae. The coding region runs from base 1 to 138 and encodes 45 amino acids. The transcript has a single exon.
AUGGCUCUGCUGUGCCUCCUCUGCCAACAAACGCCGCGCCGUUCUAGGAAUCGACGUAGGCACUUCAGCGACAAAAGCGGCGCUUUGCUUCAUCGAUCAGAACGGAAGGCUCGGCCCAAUAUCUCGCGUUGCUCAUGA